AUGGUGAUCUUCAAAGUCAUGAAAGAAUUCAUACUGGAGCAAAAUCCUACAAAUGUGAUGAAUGUGAUCACACUCAUCUUCGAAUACAUAAAAGAACACAUAGUGGAGAGAAACCCUACACAUGUAAUGAAUGUGGAAAAGCCUUUGUACGUCACAGUUAUCUCCAAAUACAUAAAAGAACACAUAUUGGAGAGAAACCAUUCAAAUGUAAUCAGUGUGGUAAAGCCUAUAUAUGUUAUAGUCAUCUUCAAAUACAUAAAAGAACACAUACUGGAGAAAAACCCUACAAAUGUAUUCAAUGUGGCAAAGCCUUUGCAUAUCAUAGUCAUCUUCGAAAACAUAAAAGAACACAUACUGGAGAGAAACCUUAUAAAUGUAAUGAAUGUGGUAAAGCUUUUGCACAAAAUUGUAAUCUCCAAAUACACAAAAGAACACAUACUGGAGAGAAACCCUACAGAUGUAAUGAAUGUGGUAAAGCCUUUGCAUGUCAAGGUCCUCUUCAAAUACAUAAAAGGACACAUACUGGAGAGAAGCCCUACAAAUGUAAUGAAUGUGGCAAAGACUUUGUGCGUCACAAUGAUCUUCAAAGUCAUGAAAGAACACAUACUGGAGAGAAACCCUGUGAAUGUAAGCAAUGUGAUAAAGCCUUUGCACUUCCCAGUUAUCUACAAAGACAUAAAAGAACACAUAGUGGAGAGAAACCGCCGUAUCUGCGUGGAGACUAGAUUGCUUUUUCUACUACAAACCUCUACGGCUGGAAAAACCAGGACUCCCAUUUCAGCGUCAGCCCUGAUUCUCUGA
Peromyscus maniculatus bairdii (prairie deer mouse) is the source of this 801-nucleotide messenger RNA. NCBI's taxonomy places the organism in Eukaryota, Metazoa, Chordata, Mammalia, Rodentia, Cricetidae. The record is from RefSeq and is a predicted model, not a curated record.